UGUCAGUCUCCACAUCUGUGCUACAUUGAAAUGAUUCCGGCGGAAGUUUAGUGGCGAGGCCCUGUCCACAAAGAAAUGGCGAGUGGAGUCGGGAAACACAAGAGGCUGUCCGUUGGCCCGACGGAGCCGUGGUCAUUGAGGGAGAAACUAUGCCUCGCUUCCUCUGUUAUGAGGAGCGGAGACCAAAACUGGGUGUCAGUCAGCAGAGCCAUCAAGCCUUUCUCAGAGCCAGGCCGCCCUCCAGACUGGUUCUCCCAGAAGCACUGUGCCUCUCAGUAUUCUGAGCUGCUGGAGACUACAGAGGCUCCAAAGCGUAAGCGUGGAGAGAAGGGUGAGGUGGUGGAGACCAUCGAGGAUGUGAUCGUACGGAGACUCACUGCCGAGAGGAUAGAGGAGCUGAAAAAACUACUGAGAGACACACAGGACAAAUACAGAAAGUUGAAGAAGGAGGUGGAUCUGAUCCAGACAGGACAUCUGGACUCACGGCUAGAGGAGCUGUGGACAGACAUAACACAGAAAAAUAAGCAGGAUGAGGAUGAGGCAGAUCUUAAGAGGAAGGCCACAGAGACAUCCUACCAGGCUCGCCAAGCGGUUAAGAACACGCCCAAGCGGGUGUCCAGUGUUACUAUACGCUCCCCUCUGGGUGCCAGUCCCACGGGCAUGGAGGGGGCACAGACAGACACCCCCACACCCCCAAUAGAUACAGCCAUGCCCCAGGCAGAGGAGACCCGUGGUGCCAAUUUGUCCCAGGGGGGAGCAGUGUUCCUACCGUCGUCGGAUGCUCCAAUAGCGGGGCCCAAGGAGGGAAGCCUGGGGUCUCUGGUAGACGACUCCCCACAGAAGAGGCUUCUCAGUCAGAAGUCCACGCCGCCUCCCUCCCCUCUCCUCUCAGAGCUACUGAAGAAAGGAAGCCUGAUCUCUGCUAGCCCCAUACUGGUAGUGGAGGCGGAUGCUGCUGCUGCAGGACUGGCUAACGGAGGAGUUCCUACUGCAACCCCCACUAUCACAGCAGACUUUGAGGUCGCCCGCGCAGUCAAAGAGGCAGGCUCAGAGGUGGUGAAGGUGGAGGAGGACCAUGCACCUGGUUCCUACAUGGGGGAUGAGCUGGACAUGGAGACCGUGGGAGACAUAAUCUCCAUCAUAGAGGAGAAGGUGGAUGACUCUGUGGAGGUUCUAGAUGCUGCAGCAGUGGAGGCUGCUCUCUCUCUCUGUGAGGAGGCUGUUUCUGCUGGCCACUCCCUCUCAGGCCCAUGGGAGGCUCAGGACUUGAAGACCUCAGAGCCUGGUCCUAUGGUUCAGUCUGACCCCACACAUGGGCUUCAGGCUGCGGCUGGAGCUAACCCUGGGAGCCUGGAGGCACAGACAGAGAGUGGAAGGGGGGAAGCCGAAGAGGGGAAGGACUAUGAGGGACAAGAAACAGUGCAGACAAAUGUGGUCCCUUCUGUUGUUGCUGAUGAUGGCCUGGCAGGAAGCGAGGUCACAGAGGAGGGAGUUCUGGGGGAGGAAGGAGCCCUGAGCACAGCUGUGAAGACUGAAAAUGAGGAGUGGAUCCAGCCAGAACUAAACACACCCUGCCUAGACUCAGAAGACAGCUCUGGAUCAGGGAAAGAGUCCAAGGAAGUGAAGGAUGAGGAUGGAGCGAGUGAUGGGGAUCCUGAUGAAGGAAUGGAGAUGAAGGAAUGUGGAGAGGGGGAGGGGCCCUACCUAUCAGAAGUAGAACCGGCAGCCAGUGAGAGCGAGGAUGGCUAUGGCCCCUCCUCCCAACGCUACACCACAGCUGAUUCGCUAGCCAGCAGCCCUGCCUCUUCCCAGUUUUCAAUAUGCGGGGAGGAUCAGGAGGCGGUUCAGGCUCAGAAGAUCUGGAAGAAAGCCAUCAUGCUGGUGUGGAGAGCAGCGGCCAAUCACAGGUACGCCAGUGUCUUCCUUCAGUCUGUGUCUGAAGACAUCGCCCCUGGUUACCACAGCAUUGUACACAGACCCAUGGAUCUGUCGGCCAUCAAGAAGAGUAUCGAGGCGGGUCAGAUCCGUACGACAGCAGAGUUCCAGCGUGACAUCAUGCUGAUGUUCCAGAACGCGGUGAUGUACAACAGCUCUGACCACGACGUGUUCCACAUGGCCCUGGAGAUGCAGAGAGAUGUUCUAGAACAUGUGCAGCAGUUCCUGGCCACUCAGCUCAUCAUGCAGACCUCAGAGUCCUCCAUCUCCACCAAGAGCCUCAGAGGCCGCGAGGGGGGUCGCAAGCCAGGGGAGUCCGUGGAGAAGGACAGUGUUCCAAUGGCCUCUCCCGCUUUCCUUCUCUCUCUCUUUGAUGGGGGCACCAGAGGGCGCCGCUGUGCUAUUGAAGCAGACAUGAAGAUGAAGAAAUAACCAGAGUCAAAAGGCAGUAGGACAAUAGAUUGCCAACAGGCCAUAGGGCUGGAGGUUUAAAGAGAGACUUGAUGCAAGGCUGCAGUCCUCGGGUAUUCUCCUCUCCAGGCCAUUUCUAAUUGAUCAUUGUGUACCAUAGUUGUGUACAGUUUAAUUAACUAACUUAAGUCUGAUUGUAUUUAAAGCCAGUACACUAGAUAUCCAGACAUCAUAUGAUUCUCAUUGAUAUUUGCCACUGGUAAACAGCAGACACUGCAGCCCUGGAGGACUGAAUCUGUUUUACAACUGCAGUAGUACUAAAGUACUUGUGACUGACUUGGGGCCCUGUUGUUUUGUGUAUAGGAUUAGCCAACUGCAAAAUAUCCUUCAAGGAAUCAUGAUCCCAGUGUCAACACUGAUUGUUAGAAUCAACAUUGUUUCAAUAUAAUUUGUCAAUGUGUAACGUGGAAUCUAUACUGAACAAAAAUCUAAACGCGACAUGAAACAAUUCCCACCCCACAUGAUCCUGCAGGUCUGGUGAAGAAGCUGUAUGUGGAGGUCCUGGGCUGACGUGGUUAUACAUGAUCUGUGUAACCACGGUUGUACUGACAUAUUCUCUAAAACGAUGUUGGAGGCAGCUUAUGUUAGAGACAUUCAGCUCUGGUGGACAUUCCUGCAGUCAGCAUGCCAAUUGCGCGCUCGCUCAGCACUUGACAUCUGUGGCAUUGUGUUGUGAUAAAACAGCACAUUUUAUAGUGGCCUUUUAUUGUCCCCAGCACAAGGUGCACCUCUAUUGAUUGUGCUGUUUAAUCAGCUUAUUGAUAUGCCACCACCUGUCAGGUGGAUGGAACAUCUUGGAAAAUUAGAAAUACUCACUAACAAAGAUGUAAACAAAUUUGUGCACAACAUUUGAGAGAGGGAAUCUUUUUGUGGGUAUGGAACAUUUCUGGGAUCUUUUAUUUCAGUUCAUGAAACAUGGGACGAACACUUUACAUGUUGCGUUUAUAUUUUUUGUUUAGUAUAUUUGGAAAAUACCAUAGAAAUAAGAGUGAAGAGAACAGGCUUGGAACCUCUAACCCUGGCAAUUAAUUAACUGGUUAACUCAUGUUUACACUCUCAAUGGCUGCCUGGUAUUGUGAUGCAAUAAUUGCCAUGGUAUUUUGGAAUGUUCUAUCAACUGAUGCUGGAUUGCCAUGGUAAUGUAGAAUGUUCAUUCAAAUGAUUCUAACUAAUGUGGCUCAUGGAAUGUAUUUUUUGUAAUAUCAAUUGACUUGACUCAACAAAUCACAGCACAGAUGGAAAGGUACACUUCCUGUUUUUACGUCCUGGCAUGGGUACACCCAUUAUGCCAUCAUUGACUUGAAUGGAGAUGCCCUUUCUAUUCAUUCUUAUUUCUAUGGAAAAUACAUUGGAUUUGCAAAAAGUAAUCAACUGUUGUUUUGAGGGUAAAUUUUCAACCACAGAAUUAUGUAAUCGUGGUAACAAAUUUUGCACAUAGCUAAACCGUGUAUAAAAUGUUUAAUUUGAAA
This is a messenger RNA of Oncorhynchus masou masou (cherry salmon), 3875 nucleotides long. Its product is annotated as bromodomain-containing protein 8-like. Gene Ontology annotation, cellular component: NuA4 histone acetyltransferase complex. The record is from RefSeq and is a predicted model, not a curated record. Gene Ontology annotation, molecular function: protein binding. The transcript is spliced from 18 exons. Lineage: Eukaryota; Metazoa; Chordata; Actinopteri; Salmoniformes; Salmonidae. The coding region runs from base 76 to 2367 and encodes 763 amino acids.